AUGCAGAAUUGCUUCGACUUCCAACGGUGCCAAUUUUCGCGAAAACUCUACAUUCACCCGGUUGUUAAUGAGUUUGAGCAGCUGCCAAAAUCGCAGGUAUGGCAGCGAAUGCUUCAAUACUUUCAGAACAGCGAAUAUUACACAGAUGAUCCGAAUGAAGCGUGCUUGUUCUUACUGGGAAUCGACACGACUGACAGAGAUAUAAGAAGUCAAAAUUAUGUGAAAAAUGUGCCAGAAUACAUUGCACAACUCGAUCAAAGCGUGUGGAAUGAUGGCCGAAAUCAUUUGAUUUUCAAUUUUUACCACGGCACAUUUCCCGACUACGACGACCAUAAUUUGAACUUUGACACUGGAUUGGCAAUGAUUGCGAGAGCGUCGGCAAAUGACGCGAAUUUCUUCAAAGGCUUCGAUAUCUCAUUGCCGCUUUUUCAUGAUAAUCAUCCGUAUGAAAGUGAACCAGAGAAAGUUUGUGAGAAAAUCACAACCGCGAACUCGCAGUAUUUGGUAUCGUUCAAAGGCAAAAGAUACGUGUACGGCAUCGGCUCGAGUACCCGCAAUUUGGUGCAUCACUUGCACAAUGCCGUCGACAUUGUUAUGGUGACGACGUGCAAACAUAACAAUGACUGGCAGGUGUAUCAGGACGAUCGAUGUGCGCACGACAAUCAGGAAUACGAAAAAUGGGACUACGAUGCACUUUUGUCCAACUCAACGUUUUGUCUCGUUCCGCGUGGUCGCCGUUUGGGCUCAUUUAGAUUUCUCGAAACUCUACGAUCGGGCUGCAUUCCAGUUAUUGUUUCAGACUCUUGGGUGUUGCCGUAUUCCGAAAUAAUCGAUUGGUCGACAGCGGCGAUAACGGUUAGGGAGAAGGACGCGCUGAUGAUACCGGCACAACUGAUGUCGAUGAGUCGGCGACGGGUUGAUGCGCUACGUGAGAACGCAGCGGCGAUCUACGACGCGUUUUUGCGCUCGGUGUCGAUGAUCAGCGAAACUGCGCUGAAGAUUGUGCAUAGACGAAUCGAUGCCCACUUUUCGAAUGUGUGA
This is a messenger RNA of Caenorhabditis bovis, 1041 nucleotides long. Lineage: Eukaryota; Metazoa; Nematoda; Chromadorea; Rhabditida; Rhabditidae. The record is from the annotation of a GenBank genome assembly.